This is a messenger RNA of Rattus rattus (black rat), 2643 nucleotides long. It is a transcript of the gene Angptl3, whose product is annotated as angiopoietin like 3. The record is from RefSeq and is a predicted model, not a curated record. The transcript is spliced from 7 exons. Gene Ontology annotation, biological process: triglyceride homeostasis; phospholipid catabolic process; phospholipid homeostasis. Bases 162 to 1529 code for a protein of 455 amino acids. NCBI's taxonomy places the organism in Eukaryota, Metazoa, Chordata, Mammalia, Rodentia, Muridae.
UUACAUUCGUACAAGUUAGCUCAGCUUAAUGGUUAACUCCAUUCACCUGCCAACCUUGUGUGCAUGCAGCAAAUAGCUGUGUAUAUAAAGUCAAGAGGCCCUGGUCUCCUUACCGGAGGAAGACGUUCCAAAUUGCUUGAAAUUGAAUAAUUGAGACAAAAAUGCACACAAUUAAGCUGCUCCUUUUUGUUGUUCCUCUAGUAAUUUCGUCCAGAGUUGAUCCAGACCUUUCGCCAUUUGAUUCUGUACCAUCAGAGCCAAAAUCAAGAUUUGCUAUGUUGGAUGAUGUCAAAAUUUUAGCCAAUGGCCUCCUGCAGCUGGGUCACGGUCUUAAAGAUUUUGUCCAUAAGACAAAGGGACAAAUUAAUGACAUAUUUCAGAAGCUCAACAUAUUUGAUCAGUGUUUUUAUGACCUAUCACUUCAAACCAAUGAAAUCAAAGAAGAGGAAAAGGAGCUAAGAAGAACCACAUCUAAACUACAAGUUAAAAACGAAGAGGUGAAGAAUAUGUCACUCGAACUGAACUCAAAGCUUGAAAGUCUACUGGAGGAGAAGAUGGCGCUCCAACACAGAGUCAGGGCUUUGGAGGAACAGCUGACCAGCUUGACUCAGAACCCGCCUGGGGCUCGGGAGCACCCAGAGGUAACGUCACUUAAAAGUUUUGUAGAACAGCAAGAUAACAGCAUAAGAGAACUCCUCCAAAGUGUGGAAGAACAAUAUAAACAAUUAAGUCAACAGCACAUUCAGAUAAAAGAAAUAGAAAAUCAGCUCAGAAAGACUGGCAUUCAAGAACCCACUGAAAAUUCUCUUUAUUCUAAACCAAGAGCACCAAGAACUACUCCCCCUCUUCAUCUGAAGGAAGCAAAAAAUAUAGAACAAAAUGAUCUGCCUGCUGACUGCUCUGCCAUUUAUAACAGAGGUGAACAUACAAGUGGCGUGUAUACUAUUAGACCAAGCAGCUCUCAAGUGUUUAAUGUCUACUGUGACACCCAAUCAGGCACUCCACGGACAUUAAUUCAACACCGGAAAGACGGCUCUCAAAACUUCAACCAAACGUGGGAAAACUACGAAAAGGGUUUUGGGAGGCUUGAUGGAGAAUUCUGGUUGGGCCUAGAGAAGAUCUACGCUAUAGUUAAACAGUCUAACUACAUCUUACGACUGGAGCUACAAGACUGGAAGGACAGCAAGCACUAUGCUGAAUAUUCCUUUCAUCUGGGCAAUCAUGAAACCAACUACACGCUACAUGUGGCUGAGAUUGCUGCCAAUAUCCCUGAGGCCCUACCAGAACACAGAGACCUGAUGUUUUCUACAUGGGAUCACAGAGCAAAGGGACAGCUCUACUGUCCAGAAAGUUAUUCAGGUGGCUGGUGGUUCAGCGACGUGUGUGGAGAAAACAACCUAAAUGGUAAAUACAACAAACCCAGAGCCAAAUCCAAACCAGAGCGGAGAAGAGGGAUCUCCUGGAGGCCUCGGGGCGGAAAGCUCUACUCUAUCAAAUCAUCCAAAAUGAUGCUCCAGCCGACCACCUAAGGAAGCGUCAGCUUAACUGAGACAAAUUAAAAGACCAACACAUUAAAUAUUAAAAUCCGCCCACACACUGUAGUACAGCAAUCUGGUAUUAAAUCUUUAGUGGAAAGCUUGAGAAUUGAAUUUCAAUUAACUUUAAAGUCAUUGUUAAGAUCAGAUAUCAUUGCAUCAAUAUAACACAAUUUAUAUUUUCAAUCAAACUCCUACAGUAUCACUUGUUCAUGUUUAUGAUCUGGGAAUCCAUUUAAGAUGGCCCAAGUCACCUGGGAGUGGUGGUGCACGCUUUUAAUCCCAGGGUUCAGGAGGUAGAGGCAGGCAGAUCUCCGAGUCUGAGAGCAGUGUGCUUUACAGAGUCUGUUCCAGCACAGCCAGGGAUACACAGAGUAACCUUGCCACAAUAAAACAAAACACAAAAUGAAACCACAAAAGCAAACAAAACAAAAACCCAAAAUUACAAAAACCAUGAUUCCAAUAUAAAUUAUAAUGGGUAAGUUCUAAAUCAUUCUUAAAUUAAAAGCCUUAAAACUUCAACUAAAAAAAAGUUUACGGUAAACUUCAAAAAGUGGUAUUUUACAAUUCUCAAAUGCUAUAUUGCUAGUUUCAAAAUUAAGCCCAGACUAUUUAGAAUAUGCAUCCGUAACAGGAACUUUCAAAACUAUGCUUCAUUUUUCUACAGCACAGUCUAGAGUACGUGGUCUUAAAGGACAUCAAGUAAGAAAGCUGAGGGCAACUAUGUCUGUACCAGAUUGUGUGUCUGCCAACACAGGAGACCCAGGUUACUGUGCUGUGCUGAUUCUUCAGAAUCAAGACUAUGCUAAAGUAACUUAGUGUAUACUUAGCUAUCUAUACCUUGAACAUUGUAUACAUUUUAACACUUAAUACUAUGGCAUUUUAAGUGACUCUGUAAGAAUGCAGUAAGAAUGAGUGCCUUUGAAGCAUUAAAUGGAAGUCUAAUCAGAAUUUGUUAUCCCUGGGUAGGAUGUGGAUCUAAGAUUUUGUGUGUUUUUAAGUAGUCUUAAAAAUCAUAGUAUCUUCUCAAAUACUCUAAAGCAUAAUAGGCAUGUAUGUUUAAAAAUUCAUAGAUAAUACAAUAAACAUGAUUGCUUCUAAAAAGUAA